Aedes aegypti (yellow fever mosquito) is the source of this 2260-nucleotide messenger RNA. Its product is annotated as heat shock protein 70 A1-like. Gene Ontology annotation, molecular function: heat shock protein binding; ATP binding; ATP hydrolysis activity. NCBI's taxonomy places the organism in Eukaryota, Metazoa, Arthropoda, Insecta, Diptera, Culicidae. The record is from RefSeq and is a predicted model, not a curated record. The transcript has 2 exons. Bases 202 to 2112 code for a protein of 636 amino acids. Gene Ontology annotation, biological process: cellular response to unfolded protein; protein refolding. Gene Ontology annotation, cellular component: cytoplasm.
GAUUCGAGCAGCUCUCGUCCAAAUCAGUUCAAGCGUAAGAGCGAAACGCAAGCAAAAACGUGAAUUCGGCGGUAAAAGCGACAACAGAGCGCAAAAAGUUAAAACGCAAAAUCUUUUUCAAAGUGAAAAUUUCGGAAAUUUUUCGUUUGGAUAGUGGGGAAAAGUGAAUAGAAUAGUGGCGGAUAACGGUGAAGUGCGAAAAUGUCCGCUAUCGGUAUAGACUUGGGAACGACCUACUCGUGUGUGGGGGUGUUCCAGCAUGGCAAGGUAGAAAUCAUUGCAAACGACCAGGGAAAUCGAACCACUCCCAGUUGUGUGGCAUUUUCGGACACGGAGCGACUGAUUGGCGAUGCGGCCCAUAACCAGGUGGCCCUCAAUCCAAAGAACUCGGUGUUUGACGCGAAGAGAUUGAUUGGCCGUAGAUUUGAUGAUCCGAAGAUUCAGGCCGAUCUGAAGCACUGGCCGUUCAAGGUCAUCAACGAUAAUGGGAAACCCAAGAUCGAGGUGGAAUUCAAGGGUGAAAUCAAAAAAUUCUCUGCGGAAGAAAUCAGCUCGAUGAUUCUUGCCAAGAUGAAGGAAUGCGCCGAGGCGUACCUGGGUCGGAACAUCAAGAACGCAGUUAUUACGGUUCCGGCCUAUUUCAACGAUUCUCAACGUCAGGCCACGAAGGAUGCCGGAGCGAUUGCCGGGCUGAACGUUAUGAGAAUCAUUAAUGAACCAACGGCCGCCGCUUUGGCCUACGGUUUGGACAAGAACCUCAAAGGCGAACGUCAUGUCCUGAUCUUCGAUUUGGGCGGUGGAACGUUUGAUGUCUCCAUUUUGACUAUCGACGAGGGAUCGCUGUUCGAAGUGAAGUCCACGGCAGGAGAUACUCAUUUGGGAGGUGAGGACUUCGAUAACCGCAUGGUUGCUCACUUCGUCGAGGAGUUCAAGCGCAAGUACAGAAAGGACAUCACACCAAACGCGCGGGCUUUGAGACGUCUCAGAACGGCUUGCGAACGCGCCAAGAGGACAUUAUCGUCCAGCACUGAAGCUACGAUUGAAAUCGAUGCCCUUGCUGAUGGAAUCGACUUCUACACGAAGAUCUCCCGGGCUCGAUUUGAGGAACUGUGCGCCGAUCUGUUCCGUUCGACCCUUCAACCAGUCGAGAGAGCCCUGUCCGAUGCCAAAAUGGACAAAGCUUCCAUCCACGACAUCGUUCUGGUUGGUGGAUCAACUCGCAUCCCAAAAAUCCAAACUUUGCUCCAGAACUUCUUCUCAGGAAAAUCGCUAAAUCUAUCAAUCAACCCAGAUGAAGCAGUCGCAUAUGGCGCAGCAAUUCAAGCAGCUAUCCUCAGCGGAGACAAAGACGAGAAGAUUCAAGAUGUGCUCCUCGUUGACGUGGCUCCACUCUCAUUGGGAAUCGAGACCGCUGGAGGAGUCAUGUCCAAACUGGUUGAACGCAACACCAGAAUCCCGUGCAAGCAGACUCAAAUCUUCACCACCUACUCGGACAACCAACCCGGCGUGUCCAUCCAGGUAUUCGAAGGCGAACGAGCCAUGACCAAGGACAACAACCGCCUGGGCCAGUUCGACCUCUCAGGAAUUCCGCCAGCCCCUCGAGGCGUUCCCCAAAUCGAAGUCACGUUCGAUCUGGACGCCAACGGCAUCCUCAACGUAUCGGCCAAAGAAAAAAGCACCGGAAACGAGAAGAACAUCACCAUCAAAAACGACAAGGGUCGCCUCAGCCAGGCGGAAAUCGAUCGAAUGGUGUUCGACGCGGAACGAUACCACGAGGAGGACGAAAAGCUCCGGGAAUGCAUCGCCGCCAGGAACAAGCUGGAGAACUAUUGCUUCCAGUUGAAGCAUUCGCUGGAAUCGGCCGAGGACAAGCUGAGCGAAUCGGACAAAAACACCGUCAAGGAGAAAUGCGACGAAACGCUGCAGUGGUUGGACGCGAACCAGCUGGCCAGCAAGGAUGAGAUGGACCACAAGAUGGACGAGCUGAGCCGUAUCUGCAGUCCGAUCAUGACACGGUUGCACCAGGGCAGCGGACCCUCACCAGGAAGCAGAUCCACUUCCGGGGCCGGUUACGGAGGACGACAGGGACCCACCGUUGAGGAAGUGGACUAAGUACUAGCUGAGCAUUGCCGGGAACUUCUUUAAGCAAGUUCUUUAUUGUGUAGUAGCUGUGACUGCCUGUUACCGAUUCUAGUUCUAGUUACGUGUUAUGUCUAAUCAGUAAUCUUAAAGAUUGACGACUCAAGCUAAAGCUUAAAAA